Molecule: messenger RNA, 1311 nt
Organism: Meyerozyma guilliermondii ATCC 6260
Lineage: Eukaryota; Fungi; Ascomycota; Pichiomycetes; Serinales; Debaryomycetaceae
Product: fungal specific transcription factor domain-containing protein
Exons: 1
Coding region: 1-1311 (436 amino acids)
Biological process (GO): DNA-templated transcription
Cellular component (GO): nucleus
Molecular function (GO): DNA binding; zinc ion binding
Source: RefSeq, a predicted model, not a curated record
AUGGCAUUGAUUCUUGGCCUUGGAGCUGAGGUCAACCUACCUGAUGAAGGAGGAGUGCUUGAUGAGAAUGAGCAACUCAUCUACAUAGAGAGCAGGCGACGGACUAUCUGGUCUAUUUACAUGAUGGACAGAUGCAAUUCGAGUGGCAGAAAUAGAUCCUCAGCCAUCAAAGUGAGUGACAUAGAGGUAAACCUACCUUGUGAAGAAAGAGAAUUUUUAUUUGGAAUUCCAGGCAAAACGUUACGAUACAAUGAUAUCAUUGUCCGAAUAAAAAGCAAAGAUAUAGUUUCGAUGCAGCAAAUGCCAGUGUGCAACUUUACCAUUGUCGUAUUUGAAAUAUGGUCCAAGGUUGCAAGAUGGGUUGGAGAAAUGGAUGGAAAACUGAACCGGUCAAGAAACCUUAAUAGCGAUGAGACAUACUCUCAAUUGACGGCAGAACUUAAGCAUCUUCAGGAAAGUCUACCUAACCACUUAAAAUUCAAUGAGCAUAACUUACAGGCACAUAUUUCUCAUUUUGACGGAGCCCACUUUGGCUACUUUCAUGCUUUGCUCCUCUUGUGUGAUAUUUUCUUGCUCAGAGAAACCUUUUUCUGUGGCCAGACAGCAUUACCUUCGGGUUGCUGGAAACUGUCAUUGUUGCAAAUGUUGAACUUGCUAAAAGACCUCACACUAUUGAUCAGUACCUUGAAACGCAAAAAUAUGAUGGUUAUUGCACCGUUCACGGCCUUUGAAGUUUUCACUGCUUCUAUAUCAGGGUUAUUCUUUUAUGCCUAUCCUAACCAAAUUUUAAAGAAGCAGUUUUUACUUGAGGAUCGAGGGAAAGAUGACGAGGUUAUAAAUGCUGAAAUCCAGGAAAUCAAAGAGGGCUUCAGAUCUGUAGCAUACAGCAACAUGGACAUGCUAGUCGAUUGGGCCAAUUCGUGGGAGUUGGCGAAAAGAUGGUACCAUUCUAUCAACAAGCUAGGACAAGUAUUUGAAUCCUGUCUUUCUGAGAAUACUUCCUUGUUGGAAAAUGAAUCUAUUCGACACGAAAUACAAGAUUACGGAGAUGGAACGGUUGGAGAAAUUCAUACUACAGUGAAAACCCGGCGAGUGAGUAUACAAAACUUACUAGCUUCUAACAGUGGAUCUGAAUACCUGCCUGAAAAGAGCGGAAGUGAUUCUACACUGAAUGUGCAAGACUUCCGCCAUGGAGACGACUUUUACAUCAAAUUGAUUCCUUCUCCAGUGCUUGAUAUUUUCAGCAGUUCAGCCAGCCCGGGAUUCAUGCAACGGUUUGACACUGAAUGGGAGAAUAUUGAUAGACUAUGA